CUAACAUAGAGGCGAGGCCUGUCUCUGAGUGUUUUUUUAAACGUGUACUGUGACUUUAAAACAAUUCUGGGCCGCCUACUUUCAAGGCACUGCUUGAAGCUUGUUGUGGAUUUGCGCUGCUAUUGGAAGUAGAGAACCGUCGAGCAGCGUCCUUUCUGCUUCUCAUUGGUGAAGGACUACCUUUCGGCUCUGGCUCUCGCGGGGCUGCUGUGUGAAAGAUGGCGGCCGAACUGGUGGAAGCGAUGAACAUGGUGAAGAGUUUCCGGGUGUCUGACCUGCAGACCCUGCUGGCCUCCAUGGGCCGCAGUAAGAGUGGUCUGAAGCAGGACCUGGUGGGACGGGCGCUGAGACUGGUGCAGACAGAGUACAGCCCGGAGCUGCUGAAGAACGUGCGACAGCUCUACGAGUCACGCUUCCCAAAGGCCUCCGGUUGGCUAGCUGCCCGGCGCCCGGAGGGGGUCCCUGUGGCCUACUCAUCCCUCAGUUCGUCCCCCACUGGCACUCAGGGCGCAGACUACCUCAGCAGCAUCCCUAAACUGUCCUCCACCCCUGCAGCUGAGGUCAAGCUAGUGUCGCUGCCGUUCUACCAAACUCUGGAGACGUUGCUGCCACCAACAGAGCUAAUUGCCCAGAACAGCGAGAAACUGCAGGACAGUCAGUGUGUAUUUGAAUUAACACAGAGUCAAGCGGACCAAGUCAGAAACUCAACUGAGCUUCGACCCGGAAUGAAGGCAAUCCAGGUGGUUCUCAGAAUCUGUUACACAGACUCCAUUGGUGUCCAGGAAGAUCAGUAUCCUCCCAACAUUGCUGUCAAAGUCAACCAGUCUUACUGUCAUGUACCGGGUUACUACCCGUCUAAUAAGCCAGGCGUGGAGCCGCGUCGGCCCUGUCGCCCAGUCAACAUUACACCGUGGUUACACCUCUCAACUGCUACCAACCGAGUCACUGUCACAUGGGGCAACUUCGGGAAGCGCUACUCAGUGGCAGUAUAUUUAGUGAGGGUCUUCACAUCAGCAGAACUUUUCAGCCAACUCAAACACUGCUCGGUUGAGAGUGCAGAACGCUGUCGUGAACGCAUCCAAGACAAGCUACGAUUUGAUCCAGAGAGUGAGAUCGCCACCACAGGGUUACGGGUUUCCCUCAUCUGUCCUCUGGUGAAGAUGCGGAUAGGUGUGCCGUGUCGGGUGCUGACCUGUGCCCACCUGCAGUGUUUCGACGCCAUAUUCUUUCUGCAGAUGAAUGAGAAGAAACCCACGUGGACCUGCCCUGUGUGUGACAAACAGGCUCCCUUCGAGCUGCUCACCAUCGAUGGGCUGGCAUCUGAGAUCUUAAAAGAGACCCAUGAGGAUAUUGAGGAGAUUGAGUAUCUGACUGAUGGUUCAUGGAGGCCCAUCAGAGAUGAAAAGGAGAGGGACAGAGAGCGGGAACGCAGCAACACGCCUGACUACCCUGUAGUAGAUAUAUGUGUCCCUGAGGUAAACGGUCACUCCCCGGCCCACAGCAGCACAAGCCAGACGGGGAAGUCGGGAGCAGGGUCCACGGCAGGGGGUGCGGGCGGAGGGGUGGUGGUAGAUCUGACUCUGGACUCUGAGGAGGAAGAAGAGGGGGGAGGGGCUGGAGGAGACAGCGAUGACACUGAGGACAGCCAGGACAGCCCUGCACCCAAGAGGGGCCGAUACGACUAUGACAAGGACCUGGUCACUGCCUACUGACUGGCGGACUGACCCACAGACUUAGUGAGAGAAGGGGGUUGGGCUAGACUGGAAGACAGGAAAUCAUUAGUCCCUACUACAUCCCCUGCCUGCCUGCCUGCCCGCCCGCCCCCACUUCUGUUUAUCCACACACAGACACUCACAUGCACAUACAUGCACUGUCAACCUCUGGAGUGUUUAGGCUUCCUCUAUACACCACUGGAAACAACAGCUCCCUAACACUUGUGGCCGUGCCCCUUCCAGCAUUCAAAUCCUAUAUCCUCCAUUGGAGGGUCAGAAACAGUAACCACCUCUCAAGCUAUUUUCCCCCUCACCUGUGUACUUUUUAUUUGAUUUUGACUUUGAACUUUAGCUCAAAGCUACAAGCAUUUGGUGUGUGGCCAGUGGCAUAUGGAGCCUCCUCUGUAGUUCAGUUGUAGUAAGAGGUCAAAAAUAACCUAAUAUGAAGAAUUUGGGGCAAACCACAGACUCAAUCUUUCUGGAAUAUGAUGAAAUUGAACAACACCAACGUUUUCUUUUGUUCUAUUUAAUGUAUUCAGACAAUGUAGACAAAGCAAUGGGCUCUGACUAACAGUGUUUCAAAAUAAGUUGUUUUUUUAUCACAUAAAUUCCUAAACUUUGGGUUUGAUACUUCCCCCAUUUUAGUUUGUCUUUAAAUGCUGACAACCUACCUCAGUCAUACACCGCAAACUUACUUGACCAGAGAUAAUAGCACCUGAACUAAGUUGGCUAUAGUAUUUUAACAGGAGGGUCUACUUUUUUAUUACUUUUCCCACCUGCUCACCUUGAUUUUAAAACAAAUUGAACCCAUUUAAUAGCAUUUUGGUUGAGUUUACUAGCGCACACAAAGCAAAAAUGGUUUGUAACAACAAAACAGAAGUUCCUUAUUGGACAAAAAUAGUGUACCUCCCUGUUUCACACUGUUUGGAGCAUUUUUGUUUCAUUUGUGUCUACUAAAUAUGACCCACGAUUGCUUGCGGCAGGUUAGUUAAGAUGAGCAGUUACCGUUUGAUGUUUUGAAACAUACCCUUUUCAGAUUCUGCCCAACAUUCUGUGUUGCCAGUGUUGUUCAUAUUGAUCAAGAAACAAAUGCAGGAUGGGGUUAUUUUUUUUUCACUUGCUGCUUUCAUGCCAGUUUUCAACAGUUCAACACUACUGCAUUCAAUCUUUUCCCCUGGAUUUCAUAAGCGAUUUGCAGUGUUGUGAACCAAACUCGUUUUUCUUUGCUGAGAAUUGUUUAACAAGGCUAUUUAACAUGGCCCUGACUAAAGAAUGAUGUCACAAAUAUUAGUAACCACACACAACUAUUCAAAAUCAUAUUGAGGCAAUUGUGCCAAAUCGGAUUUGUGUCAAUUAUCUAUUUUUGUUAGGUCAGAUUUGGGUGCCUUUGAGUUAAGAUUGGUGGAGGUUGGACUCCACAGUUGUUUGGCUAGUUGAGCUGUUCUACACAGAAAGUCCCAGUAAGAAAAUGCAUUAUUUGUCAUUAAUUUGUGAGUGUUGACAUCCCUUUUGACUUAAUUUCUUUGUCUAGAGUAUGGUAUUUAUUGAUAAUUGGUUUCUUAACUCUGUUUUAUUUGAAUGGCAGUUUGUGUUAAAUUGUAUAUAUGUUGGAAUGGAGAAGUGCUGUAACAGAGCCAUUUGCAUACAGCUCAGCGCUGUGCACAAAUUUCCAACUAAGGGGUAGCAGAACAAUUGAGGUUGGGACUUUUGUUGUGAAUGAAAAAACAGUAGAUGAGGUAAUCCAGGCAUGGACCUGACAUCAGAAGACAGGUUCCUUUUAUUUUCCUCUGAGUAAACCAUGCAGUUCAAACCAGUAACACAGCCUGUCGCCUCCCAUGUUCAACGAUAUUGCUCUCAGAAAUCAACUUUUGUUAUCGCAGAGUUGGGACGAUAAACCAAAAAUUGGCAACACCAACCAACCAUAUGACCACUUUUCGCAUGCAUUUUUCUGAUACCAUGCAUUACAGUAAGUUUCCUAUACUGGAGAAAUGUAUAAUUAAGUUUGCGACAUGGGUGAUGUGUUAAUUGGACAGUUGCUGGCUACACGACAUGGCUAAUGCAUAUAACAGCUGCGGUGCCCACUGAAAGAAACGUAGUGUUCUAUUUAUUGUUAUCGAAUCCAUUCAGACAAUUCUAGCGUGGUUCCUAGAUUGUCCUCUACUAGUAGCUUAAACAUGCAUCUAUAAUAGCUGUUUCAAAGGAGCUUUUUUCACAGGCACAGUUGAAUUUGUAAUAAACACGGUUCAUAUUUUGGGUAUCAAUUGUUGAGAGAUUUAGGCUCCAGAGACUAGUUGAAAUCUCUCCUUUUAUUUACAUUCCUGGCCAUUUGAUUUAUCCCUUCUAUUAUAGUCCUGGUUUCAGUCUGUACUGUAGAGAUUUCUGAUAUAUAUUUUUCAAUCAGUCUUUUUUUUCAAUUUUCACAAUUCUCAUGGUAUUGGUUAUACAUGCAUUUGACUAUAACACAGGCAUAUUGACAAGAUGUAUGAUCAUCUUGAAUUCAGACUUUCAUAGACAUUGCGUGCAAGGAGUAGUAGUAUACUUAAUCUAAUCGUGAAAUGGUAUUGACUGAGGAAACAAUGGGAUGUAGUCUUUAUGUAAACCUGGUCUUCCACUUUUCUGCAGUACUCAUGAUGUUUCCAUAUAGUUUGUGGAUUGUUAUACCGAUAAAUUAGUUCUGUAAACAUAGGCUAACCCACAUUCAUUAAUGGCACUUACUCUGUCAAAAAACCUCAAAUCCUAGCUGUGUCCUGGAAUAUGACUGUAGUUGUAUGAUUAAUUCAUCAAGCAACAUGUAUUACGUUAAUUCCAUCUUCAAAUAAGCCAAUCUAUUCAACAGAAAUGACUCAAGAUUAAAGUUUUACAUUCUUUUAAUUUAUAAGUGCAAAAGUGUAGAACAUCACUGCGCAGAUAACAGAUUUUCUCAAGCUUUUUCAUAUCGUGAAAGGGAGGGGGAGAAGUACAUGGUGUUGCUAAGGAACUGAGCCAGAUGCAGGUGAAACCUGGAUAUGGGGCCGUGGUUGAUUUUAGGCAAAUGGAGGGUCAGGUCUUGAUAGUGGCUUCCCUUCUUAUUAUUAUAAUGCUUAAGGUAGCAUGGGCAGUGGCUUGCAAUCCAUGAUGUAAAUGUUUUGUUUGUUGUGUCUUUUUAUAUGUUCAUAUUAAAAGACAAUAAAAUUAAAAUAAUAUUUUA
This is a messenger RNA of Esox lucius (northern pike), 4899 nucleotides long. It is a transcript of the gene pias4a, whose product is annotated as protein inhibitor of activated STAT, 4a. Bases 219 to 1712 code for a protein of 497 amino acids. Lineage: Eukaryota; Metazoa; Chordata; Actinopteri; Esociformes; Esocidae. The transcript has 11 exons. Gene Ontology annotation, biological process: protein sumoylation; regulation of transcription by RNA polymerase II. Gene Ontology annotation, molecular function: transcription coregulator activity; SUMO ligase activity; zinc ion binding. The record is from RefSeq and is a predicted model, not a curated record.